Gigantopelta aegis is the source of this 2750-nucleotide messenger RNA. RefSeq lists its product as uncharacterized. Bases 221 to 1852 code for a protein of 543 amino acids. Gene Ontology annotation, molecular function: protein binding. Lineage: Eukaryota; Metazoa; Mollusca; Gastropoda; Neomphalida; Peltospiridae. The record is from RefSeq and is a predicted model, not a curated record. Gene Ontology annotation, cellular component: cytoplasm. The transcript has 6 exons.
CCCCAACGGGACCACCGACGGGGAUCGAUCCUAAACCAUCACGCGAGCGCUUUACCACUGGGCUACGACCCGCCCCUCUCGGAGGUGAGAAGCACAACAGCAAUAAACAGCACUACGAUACUUUCUUUUAAUUCUCCGACGCCAUAUAACCGUAAAUAAAAUGUUUUAAGUGCGUCGUUAAAUAAAACAUUUCCUUCCCCAGUACUAACACGACACCAUCAUGGCCCUGACCGACAUCAUGGACGAUGUCGACUACAACCACAAGAACUUCAACGACGACGAGGUCCUACACCGACACCCGCUGUGGCUGACCGAGUCGCACUUCAUCUACAACUUGUUACGGGAUUCUCACGGGCGGCUCUACUGCAGGAAAAACAUCAACGGAGACGUCAUUUGCUCGCCCAGACAACUGAACCUGUUAUGCAUGAAGAAACUAGUCACCAACCCGAUACGGAUGCAGAAGUUCAAGUUCAACGAAGUUCCCUUUGACCUCUACCCUGCACUCCUGACCGAGGCCAUUUUCCAAAGAGAGCUGCAGACGAUCACAUUCCUCGUGUCCACGUGGCCACAGAAGGUGCUGGACAUCCAGAGUAUCCUUCCGCUGGAGGACGUCUUGCCUCAGAACUAUCUCACGAUGCCCGUGGAAGGACAAGGCAGCACGUCGCUGGUCGACAGUUUCAUGUUGGGUCUACUCACCCUCAAGCCUCACGCCAAGUUGAAACUCAUCAACUUCAAUGGAUUCAAGAAUGACAGAAAACUUUGUCGCGAAUUGUCGCGCUUACCGAUUCUGUGGCUGACUCCUGCCGACCGACAAGUUGGAUACGUUCACAGUCUCAUCAGAAAGACUCUAGGUAUUAGCAGAGAUAAGGUUCAGCGAUAUCUCAACAGGAUCGCCUGCAUCUACUCUCUCAUUGACCCCUGCAUCAGGCAUGGCAACAAAAUAGGACCCGUUACUAUAGUGAUCGACUGUAAAGUCACACUUGAUGAUGUUCCUAUUGGUCUUGCCUUACAACACGUGACUCCAUUUCGUUUCGUGUGUAAGCGGCUGUGGACGGAACCCAUCGCAGAAGUGACGUUACCCACCAAACUCAUUCCUAAUGUUCUUGAUCCUCGGUACAUAUCCCACCUAGAUGUGACAGACGAAAAUCUUUGUUCCGAUCUCAACAAAUUCGACGGCCUGCUCGAGGCGCUGCUGCUAAUGCCCAACAUCGAGGCGCUGAGUCUUCCAAACACCGUACACGCCAACAUCCACAGCAACGCCGCCUACGAACUCAACCAGGUCCUGCAGCAACUACACCGUCUGCGGAAACUAAACUUCUGGUCGUGCAACCUGCGGGACAACCUUGACCUUCUGCUGAACGACCUCGACCUUCCAGUGAUCUAUCUGAAUCUUCGAGACUGUCGCCUGAGCAAGACGGACAUUCAGUUCUUGCUUCAGUGGGGGCCUCUUUCCGGACUGAGGGAGCUGAACCUCAGUCGAAACAACAUGAAGAGUCUGGUGAACCUUGCGGUUUCUCUCAUCCAGCGACUGCCACAGGUUAUCUGUUUUUCUAUGUCCUACUGCUGCUUCUCUGUGAUAGGCAUCAAGCAAAUUGUGAGAGGGUGUCUCGACUGCCCUAGUUUGAAAAUACUUGGAAUCCAGCCGUUCACUCCAGCCCCUGUGGAGGACAUAAAGUAUAUCCUUGAAGACUGUGCCAACAUUCCAUCCCUACAAAGGCUGCUUCUGUUGCCAGAGGCGUACGCUUUUCCGGGAAACAACGAGCUGUCGAGGUUUCAGAACAGAGAAAUUCUUAUUCGGAUAUGUAAUGAAUUUCUGGACGCGUUGGAAAGACCUGAUAUUGAAUUCGAAUAAUGUUAGUGUAAAACGUACAUGUAAAACGCAAGUGGAUACAGUUAUAAACCGAUAUUGACUAAGAACUUGGGAUGGAGUAAAAAUUGUGCGAGUUCAUAAUGUUUUUGACAAUGUGUUUUUUAUCGCUCAGACCAAAAAAUCUGUAACCAUUUCCCAUCAUGUUUAAAAUUUAAUUAUCUAUGCACCUCAUUUUAGUGAAAUAUGACAUAAGAAGACGAUGAAGAAGAAAACUCGAACAAAACAAGCUGAGUUAUCAAAUUUACAGUUGAUGCUUUGAACUAUUGGCGUAAGAAGGUGAUGGGGGCACAUUUUUAUAUUUACACUCUUUUACACUAUUAUAAAGCAAAAUAUCUGAAAAGUGUGGGGGUAGGCACAUGCCCCCUUGCCACCCCCCGUUUCCUACGCCAGUGUCUGCCAAAUUCGAAAACAAUACCCCAUCCACCAUCAUUACCAAGUUAGAACAAUACAGCCAGUGGCUACUAUCUUCCUUGUGACAUAUGCAUUUCCGCUGUAUUACUACCCAUAUAAAAAUGGGUGCCCAAGUGUGUGAUAUCCUUAUAGACAGAACUUACGGGUAUUACAAAUAGUGUACGACAAAAUACACGUCAACUGUUUGUAUAUAAUGCACGAAAUAGUUCCGUCUCUGGAUUAUUCAAGGACAGAUGAAUAAACUGCGACAGACAACUAAAGUAUAUAUACUAAGUUCAAAUUUAUGGAUAAAUUACUGUAAUAGGCGUCGGAUGACGACAGCAACUAGGUGUGGGCAGUUAUGUAUCCUCUUCAAAAAAGGUAGGGGAACUCUAAUAAGAAUUUACAAUUGCCAAAAUUGUAAGGUAUAUUAGCUGUGGGGAAUGGUUAUACAGUAAUAGUGAAUUAAUUGGGCAAACAUUACAACUGG